AUGUCCUCAGUCCACCAACACCUCGAAGGCGCUCCAGCAUUCCCACCCUUUCCAGAGGGCAUGAAUCCAGCGGCGAUGCGUGCAAGAGUAGAAUUCUCCAACCACGGCACAGAAACAGGCCCUAUUGGCCAUCCUACUCGCCAUCACCCUAAUGACCACAACACUAGGUGGCUCUCGCGAGCUUUCCGCCGCCAGUCGACCAAGGAUGCUGAAUACCUCCGCACAGUUAGCGCGGGUAUCCUCAGGACGCAAUGGUGGGACGAAAAUGCACACUUCCCGGAUGCAGAACGUCUAUUCGGUCAACUCUUGGACAGGGAGGGCAAAUGCACCAUCUGUGGAUCUGAAAACGGCACAACUUGUCUAAAACAUCACUUUGCAUACAACCCACAAUGA
Molecule: messenger RNA, 393 nt
Organism: Serendipita indica DSM 11827
Lineage: Eukaryota; Fungi; Basidiomycota; Agaricomycetes; Sebacinales; Serendipitaceae
Source: the annotation of a GenBank genome assembly